Molecule: messenger RNA, 846 nt
Organism: Lodderomyces theae
Lineage: Eukaryota; Fungi; Ascomycota; Pichiomycetes; Serinales; Debaryomycetaceae
Product: mitochondrial 54S ribosomal protein uL1m
Exons: 1
Coding region: 1-846 (281 amino acids)
Biological process (GO): translation
Cellular component (GO): large ribosomal subunit
Molecular function (GO): structural constituent of ribosome; RNA binding
Source: RefSeq, a predicted model, not a curated record
AUGUUCAAACUAAUAUCACUCCAGCCUAUAAGGCGUGUACUUCCAAGAUGUACAGCUUCACCUGCGGCUACCUUCAUACGUACGAUAGUACACUCUAAAGAGACCAAGACCCAACUCCAACGAGAAAAGGACAAGCAGAAGAAGCGUAAAUUGAGACAAGAAUUGAAGUUCAAAUCGUUGGAGAACCCUAUCGACCAUCCAUUGCAUAUGCCUAUUGCCGAGGCUCUCAAUACUAUUAGAUCAUUCGAAGUUGGCAAACCGGCUGAUAAGACUACAAUCACAUGUAACUUGUACGUGCGUCAGGAGCAAGGUGCUGCCCCCAUUAGCGGAACUGUUGACAUUCCAUUCCCUAUUAACAGAAGGACUAAGCCAUUAGUUUUCACUACUCAUCAUUCGAUAAUCGAAGAGUUACUGUUGUUAGUCGAUCCACAGUUCUUGGGAGGUAAGGAAUUAAUUGACAAGUUUGUUGAUCAAGAAUUGUUGCCUGGUGACUUUACUCAUGUUUUCGCAACGAGUGAAAUGGAGAGUCAAUUGAGAUCAGUGGCUAGGAUAUUGGGUCCUGCUGGGUUACAACCAACGAAGAAGAAAGGCACAGUGACUGACGAUCCGCAAGCUAUUGCAAAUAUUUUGAGGUCGUACCAGGUUAAACAAAAGGAUUCGCAUAUAACUUUUACUGUGGGGAAUGCUACAUUUAGUGACUUUCAAAUUAUGUCCAACUUAAAGGCAGUGAGCGAUGUCAUCUUUUCGCAAAUUGAUCCAAACGCAUCUAAAAAGACUAGGUUGGGAUAUUGCUAUAUCUCAUCUGCAAACAGUCCCGGCUUGGUUAUCGAUUUCAAACAGGAAUAA